AUGCAUUUGAUGUAUACUCUCGAUGCAGAUGGAAAUAGAGUAUAUACGCUUAAAAAAGCAACUGAUGCAGGGAAAAUCACAAAGUCGGCGCACCCUGCCAGAUUUUCACCGGAUGACAAGUUCUCCAGGCACCGUGUGACGAUCAAGAAGCGCUACGGUGUCCUAUUGACCCAAUUACCAGCAAAGCCUCUCUAG
Messenger RNA from Guyanagaster necrorhizus, 195 nucleotides. Its product is annotated as Nop10 family nucleolar RNA-binding protein. NCBI's taxonomy places the organism in Eukaryota, Fungi, Basidiomycota, Agaricomycetes, Agaricales, Physalacriaceae. The transcript has 3 exons. Gene Ontology annotation, molecular function: snoRNA binding; telomerase RNA binding. The record is from RefSeq and is a predicted model, not a curated record. Gene Ontology annotation, biological process: ribosome biogenesis; snRNA pseudouridine synthesis; rRNA pseudouridine synthesis. Bases 1 to 195 code for a protein of 64 amino acids. Gene Ontology annotation, cellular component: box H/ACA snoRNP complex.